Messenger RNA from Staurois parvus, 749 nucleotides. The record is from the annotation of a GenBank genome assembly. Lineage: Eukaryota; Metazoa; Chordata; Amphibia; Anura; Ranidae.
UUCGAUUCGCUCAUCUCUAGUGAGUACCAUCGUUACCGACAGAUUAGACACUUUUUUGAAUCACAUUUUGGCCUUAUACCGUCUUCUCCGGUUUCCUUUUUUGAACGUACCAGCCGUGACUCUCCCAGGGGAAGGGGUCUUAUUUCUAAUUUUUAGCACCAAUCUUUACUUUGUCUUUUUCAUACACCUCCUUUAUACCGACAAAGGUGGGAGGAGGAUAGUGGUACCACUUUUUUGGAUGAGGAUUGGGAUUCCAUGGUGGAUAAUACCUGUAAAAGCUCUCGAUCUCUUUCUGUUCGUGAAACGGCCCUUAAGGUUUUAACUAGAUGGUAUUAUACCCCAUCAAGACUACACAGAUUGUUUCCACAAACGUCCCCUCUAUGUUUUCGGGGCUGUGGCCUUACAGGCACUUUGGUGCAUAUAUUUUGGGAUUGCCCGUCCAUAUCUUUGAUUUGGUGCAGGAUAUCUGAGGUGGCACCUCACUGGCGGGUUCCCCAGUACGCUUAUCUAUACAGACCUGUCUAUUGGGGGCUCAUAUCCCGGGGGUCCCUGAUGCCAUUAUGAGAUUGAUACAUACUAUAUGUAUUGCCACUUUAUGGUCUAUUGCCUUACACUGGAGGUCCAAUGUUGUACCUUUGGCCUCCAUUCUACACAGAAUUGAUGCAGUAAUGCUCAUGGAACGCAUUCAUUAUACUCUGCUGGAUAAGAUGCACUUAUUUGAUAAAAAAUGGGAGUCAUGGAGGGAUUAU